UCCACUCAUGCACAAAACCACUGUGGACAUCAUACCUGACCUCCUGAGGAAGCUGCGGCUUUCAGUCUGAUCUCUGGAAGCUGCAGCGGCAGCAGCAGACGACAUGAAGCCCAAAUCUCUGCCCUCCAGGCUGUUUGACAGACAACCAGCAGCAGCAUCAGGUGAGACUGUGAGUGUCAGUGCUGCGAAGUAUCAGCGCCAUGUGGACUGUGAGGAGCAGCUCUCCUCCGAGGACAGCCAGCCGGAGGCCGGCAGCAGCAGACACAAGGAGAAACAUCUCAGGGAAUUACAGCUGGCCUUUCUGCCUGAGAAGUACGAGAAACUAAUAGAUGAUGAGGAUAAAGUCAAGGCCAAAGAGGAGAAGAAGAAAAGGAAGAAAGAAAACUACAAGAAAGUCAGGAAGAAUGUCGGGAAGGCCCUCCGCGCUACUUGGAAGUGUUUCAAGCUCGGCCUGUAUAAUUUUGCUCUGGCCUACUCCACUCCCAUCACAGUGGCAGCUGCUUUUGCCCCUGACUUUCACCCAGGAAGAGACAGGACCUGAGCCGGGCUGAGAACACUGACCAAAUACUGUUUCUAAUGUUUAAAAAUACAUUUUUGUGUUAAAACCCUCAUGUUCUCUGACAGUGUAAUAUAAGUAAUGUAUGAUUUCUUCUAUUAUUUUUUAGGAAAUGUUCAUGUGUCACUGACAUAUGAUAUAUAGUAUAUGUAAUACUGUAAGAGUUCGGGAGUUCGGUUAGAGUCGGAGGGGCCCCUGUGACCUUCAGUGCCCAGGGGCCUCUGGAAUUACUAAUCCAGCCCUGUGUGUCAGUAAUGAUGGCAUUUUCAUUUAUACUGCAAAUAAUGGUGCAAUUAUUAAUGGUUUUUUUUUUUUAUUUGUACUUUUAUAUCUCUCCCCAUAUUAAGAAUGCAGUGUACAUAUUAAGUAUAAUCCCACUGGGCUCUGUAGAAACACAUGGGAAUCAUAAAAUCCAAUCUAUAUUCUGUAAAACUGCUGUGAGGAUAAAUCACGCGUUCUGUAUACAAUUACUGAUCUUGUGUUUUGGUAUGAAAAGAAUUAAGCAUCUUUUUGUGACUCAGGGAAUGAUUUUAGUCAGUAUGUAAAGAGCAAGUAAGAGCAUGUGAUGAUGAGACAGCAAGAACAAGAUGUUUUACUCUCUACAAGAGAAAGUCGACAAAUAUGAAUCGAGAGCAAACACAGUGAGAAAUAAGUGAACUUAUUUGACACGUGUGGAACAACAUAAGUGGUGAUCUGAAGUAUAUUGGAUGUAAUAUUUGGGAGAUUUUGAGCUUGAUGGAUUGGCAACCUGUCCAGGGUGUAUAUACUGUAUAUAUUUACAACAAUGUCAGUCACUGUGUCUGGUUUCUCCUUGGAGAGAUUUACAGAGGGGCGCUAUGUGAAAGUUGUUCAAUUUCAGAGGUGUGAUACAUUUUCGGUUUUGUCAAAUACAUGCUAUUGCUUGACGUUGAAUGACUGUUUUUUUUCAAAAACGUUUUCUCAUUAUUUUGCAGUAUAUUGUGCAAAAAUAAAA
Salarias fasciatus (jewelled blenny) is the source of this 1529-nucleotide messenger RNA. RefSeq lists its product as uncharacterized. Bases 104 to 541 code for a protein of 145 amino acids. Lineage: Eukaryota; Metazoa; Chordata; Actinopteri; Blenniiformes; Blenniidae. The transcript is spliced from 2 exons. The record is from RefSeq and is a predicted model, not a curated record.